AUGGAGCCAGUUGUCAAAAGUAUUGUGCAGGUUGAUCCCGCUUCUUCGAUAAAAUCUCUACCGGUCCCGUCGCGAGAUGAUAUGCUGAGCGCGCAGUCAUCUCCAUACAUUUUUGAUGCUUUGUUUGCGGAUGUCAAGGAUCAUAAAUGCAUGGCUUUGCACUCGUCUGGAUCCACAGCUGGUACAAUGGCAUUCAUCAUUCUCCCCGUCUUCUACGCAACUGCGACUGCCGUUUGGGGUCCCGCAACCGUGCCACCUAACGGUUCGCUGAUGAGCUCCAUUAUGAGAAAUAUGACGAUUCGAGCCCACUAUCUGUUUCCUUUCAUUCUUGAACAAUGGGCAUCUGAGCCAGGUGUUUAUAAGCAGGCAGAAAGUUUUGAUUUCGUGUUAUAUGGUGGAGGACCUCUAGCUCCUGGUGUUGGACACAGACUCAGUGAAUAUGCUGACCCGGGGGAAUGGCAGUAUCUUGAGCCAAAUCCCGCUGAGGAGUGUGAUAUGCAAGAGAUAGAGGCGGGCUCGGGUCUUUAUGAGAUGGUGCUACACCAAGAUGAAAGAUUCCGCGAUCGGCGCACCCUUUCACACACAUUCCCGAAUUUGGAGGAGUGGCGUACCAAGGAUUUGUUCACUCCUCAUCCUACGAAAAAGGGUCUCUGGCAGUUUCAUUCCCGCACUGACGAUGUCAUCGUGCUAGGCAGUAGCUAUAAGGUGUUUCCUCUUCCUAUGGAGAUAGUUUUCCAGGCAGACCCAAAUAUCUCUGGCGCCUUAAUCAUCGGGAAAGGACGGCCGGGUGUAGCUCUCAUCAUAGAGCCGACGCCGUCUGUAAAAAACCUGAGCAAAGAUGAUCUUAUGGAAAAGAUUUGGCCCUCAGUUGUUACCGCAAAUGCUGGUGCAGCAUCCUUUGCCCAGAUCCAGCGAUCUCACAUCAUUCUGACAGAUCCUGACAUUGGAUUUCUAAGAACCCCCAAAGGAACUAUUGUACGCAAACUUUCUGAGGCACUUUACACAUCCACCAUUGACUCCAUAUUCAAUGGUAUUUGGAAUGAUGACCGUGAGGCUGGUUGUCUUGAAAAGAUCUGGGCUCAUGAGACCAAGAAUUUCAUUCGGUCGGCUAUUCGCGCUAUUCUUGAACUAGCUCAAAAGCUUAAGCUGGCGCUGUCGAACAGCAUGAGCGGUGAUGGUGAUACAUUGACCAUCUGGAGACUCGCUAUUUACGAGAAUCCCACCAUAAAUGGCCUCAGUAAGGCUGUACUCAGCUCACACUUUGAUCAAAAAGUUUCAAAGCCAACAGAGAAUCUCACAGCCGAUGAUCUCGUUCAAGAAUUGAAAGCCAAACUUCCAGAGCGAAACAUGCAAUCACAGGAACCAUCUUCAUCAUCCAAGGGACAGCAUAUAGUUUUACUCGGUGCCCGAGGACGUCUAGGGCCAUUCCUUGUCAAGGCUUUGCUUGGUAGCCCUAGUGUUGCUAGUCUUACCUGCCUUGACCGUGCCCGGGGAGCGAGUCCCAGCAAAGCUUUCCAGGAAUGUGCUGACAAACUGGGCAUUUCCAUCGACACUGCUGACCCACGACUGCAAUUUAUCACUGUUGAUAUUUCCAAGACGAAUCUGAACAUACCAAAAGAGCAGCUCGAUAUCAUCUUGGAAAAUGUCAAUGUGAUAAUCCACAAUCUCUGGGUUGUGAACUUCGCUUACUCGCUGGUGUCCUUCCAGUCCGAGAUGUUCAAAGGAUUGUCUUCCAUGAUUGAUAUUGCGAAUAACGCAUCUUCUCAACCUAGACUGGAUCUCAUCUACCAUCCCAUUGCCGGAGGAUUUGAUCAAAUCCCGGAUCUUGCGGCAGCAACCGGGUAUGCUCAAGCGAAGCGAGUCGCAGAAAGAGUCCUCGCUGCUGCAGGGAAGAAGCUCCAGCUUCCUAUCUCUAUUCUACGAAUUGGUUUCAUCGGAGGUCAAAGUAUUGGUCCUGUUAAGUGGCAAAGCAAGGAUACGUUACGGAGUCUCGUCCUUCUCUCGGAAGCCACCAAGCUAGUUCCGAAUGAGAUGGGUGAGGUGGAUUACAUUCCCGUGGACGUCCUUUCGAAUAUCAUUCGCGACGUUGCUUUACGAGAAAAGGGGGAACUCGGUGCCCAGUUUUAUAACUUGGUACACCCAAAGCCAGUCCCGUUCUCAAGGCUUGCCGAUGCCCUACAAUCUUGCAUCCCAUCUUCGAAGAAGGUCAGUUUUGCAGAGUGGGUGGACCACCUGUCCAAUCUGCCAGAUCAGGCUCUCUCCAAAGACUUGAAGGCUGAAAGGGUCGGUAUGUUGCCAUUUUUCCAGGCUUUGAGAAAUAUGGAAUCGCCACCUCUGCGGGUGGAUACGACGAAAGCUCAGGCAAUUAGUGAACACCUAGCAAAUUUGGAGCCUCUGGGUCCGGAGUUGUUGAUUCGGUGGUUCAAGGAAUAG
Molecule: messenger RNA, 2433 nt
Organism: Penicillium malachiteum
Lineage: Eukaryota; Fungi; Ascomycota; Eurotiomycetes; Eurotiales; Aspergillaceae
Exons: 5
Coding region: 1-2433 (810 amino acids)
Source: RefSeq, a predicted model, not a curated record